This is a messenger RNA of Exophiala viscosa, 1026 nucleotides long. RefSeq lists its product as uncharacterized. Bases 1 to 1026 code for a protein of 341 amino acids. The record is from RefSeq and is a predicted model, not a curated record. The transcript has a single exon. NCBI's taxonomy places the organism in Eukaryota, Fungi, Ascomycota, Eurotiomycetes, Chaetothyriales, Herpotrichiellaceae.
AUGUGGACUCCAGGGAACCUUACACGAACAUCUUCCUCACAUUCAGUUGCAAUGUCUGUCGCCUCGAGUCGCGGUUCAAGCUUUUCAGAGACCAUGUCGGAGCACUCGGUCAAAAAGAGAAUCGGAAUGUGGCAAGCAGACAAUAACUUGGUGACCACGAGUCUGGAUUUACAUGCCAGGGAAGACGGGCGACGAGACUCCAUAUCCACCGACCACUCCAUGUCCACCCUAGCAAUGGAUAUCCCUCACGAUGAAGACUUGAACAUGAAGACACCUACCGUGCAUCACCUCCCACUCGAUUUCGCCCCUGAUACACCUGACGAGCCCGAAGUCACUCAUCCAAGCCAUGUGGCGGGCCCCAUGGAACAGCUCCUUCAGUCCUUACUUCAGAAGGUGGCUCAUGCAGAACAAAGUCGUCCCACGGUCAUGGCACAAGACUACCUGGACCUGAAAUCCCGAGUCUACGAGCUAGAAGCCGAGAAGAAGACAUGGGAAGACAGAUAUCAGGCAUACUUCGCCGUCCGUGACGAGGACCUCACCAAUAUCUUGAAGACUCGUGAGAUGCUCGCUCGGGAGCGACGAGAACACGAAGCCAUCCGGCAACUACGAGACGAGGAUCUGGCCAACGUUCUCAUGUUACGCGAGAAGCUGGCACAGGCGCUUUGGUCGAAGCCGCAAAGACCCGUGUCUAUGCUGUCCUCACGACAAUCUCGCAUCGGAGGUGAUGAUCUUUGGCAAACAGCCAAGUCUACGGCGAUGGAGCACAGAAUCCUCGAACUCGAGACCGCCAACAAGGAGCUCCAGACUCAAGUGACCGCUGGUGGCUCAACGGAUACGAAAAGUCUGAUGAGUCAGAUGGAGAAUAUGUUUGAGGAGAAUUUGAAGCAUCGAGAAAAGCUGGCUUCCAAGAUGCAACAAUUGAGGUCCGAGAAAGAGGCCAUGCAGAAGGAGCUUGCCGUGCUGGAGGAUCGAAACACUGAGCUCGAAACAGUUGUGGAGAGGUUGCAGAGAAAUCUCACUGUCUAG